AUGGGCGGUGAAGAGGGGGAUGCUUCGAAAGAGGUAAAGGAAACGGAGACAGCUGCAACACACACGUUUUCAGUAAAUGCUGCGCCUUUUGAACCUGGGGCAAAUACGUCGUCUUUUAUACCAGAGAAAUGGCAAGAACCGCCGUCUGUAGCACAACCUCAGGCUUUAGCUAUGGGGUCGAGUGCACCAUGGGCUUAUUCAGCGCCGUAUUACGACAUGAUGCUUCUAACUGCUAAUAUGAGGGCUGUGGCACAAAUGAACGCCCUUAUUUCAACUGGGAUAAGACGUUACAGUGGUACACCAAUUGUGCGAGCAUCAAGCCCUACUAAACGAAAUAUGAAUACAUCCGAAGGUGCGAAAGGAACAGACCGAGGUAGUCUUUCAAUUCAUGCCAAACCAUGGUCUCCAACACCUGAGUCAGGACUUAAUCAAGAAGAGGGUGAUACGUACAUACAGCUUGAGAAGGGUUGGAUAAAAGUGCCCUAUCGCGGCAAGAUGGUUGUCGCGCCUGUAGCAUUCAAGGAAAUGAGUAGUCUCUUCGUUCACUCUCUCACCGUGAGGCCUAUUGAGAAACCUAGAAUUCACUUGGGACUCUUUAACUAUCUUUGUGCGCGGUGUGCGACGCGAUCGUUUUUUGGGAGGCUCUCUUGCAGAGGAGCGGAUGUGAUUUUGAAAGGUGUUGCAGGAGAUAUUCCACCGUUGCGGAUAGCCCAUUUGAUUGAACAAGUUACGGGGGAUGUUGUUUGUGCACUUUUCACUGAAGGCGACCAUUUUGAGUACGAAUUGUGGCUGGAGAAGCCUGAAAAUGCAGCCCAUCUUGUUAGCACUGUUUCUGGGGCCCUCUGGACAUGUCCAAUGUUUCAUGGAUAUGCUGUACAUACUAAAACAGAGGAUGAGAAAACUUUCUUGCGUGAAUACAUUGCGAGUCUUAAAGAGGGUUUUCCAGAGCCAACACCAUACCCCAUGUGCUGCGUGGAAGCCAUUGCAUCAACAACUGCGAAUGAAAAGGUUAAAUAG
Trypanosoma grayi is the source of this 1017-nucleotide messenger RNA. RefSeq lists its product as hypothetical. The record is from RefSeq and is a predicted model, not a curated record. The transcript has a single exon. Bases 1 to 1017 code for a protein of 338 amino acids. NCBI's taxonomy places the organism in Eukaryota, Euglenozoa, Kinetoplastea, Trypanosomatida, Trypanosomatidae.